UUCGAUAUUUAUUCACGUUUGGUUUUCGGAGAUCUGCUCAUUUGUCUCCAAGCAUUAUGAUUAACUUUCAUUCUUUGAAACAGAAUUAGAUUAUCCGCACUUAUCUGACUGGAUUUUAAAAGUUCAAUCAUGUGGAGUCCAACUCACGUUCAAGUAACAGUGCAGCGAGCCCGUAACCUUCAAAGCAAAGGAAGAAAAGGAACGAACGAUGCAUUUGUACUCAUUCAAAUGGGUAAAGAGAAGUUCCAGACAACCAUCAAAGACAAAACAGCAGAUCCAGAGUGGUAUGAAGAAUGUGACUUAACACUCAUUGGUCGAGAUUCUGAUGUCGUGCUUACCGCAUUUCACCGGAAUGUUUUGGGAUUAGAUGAAUUCCUUGGACAAACUUCUAUCUCAUUGCGGGGUAUAGAAAACUUUGACCGCCCCUUUACAAAGUGGUAUCCCUUGAAAGGCAAAAGUGAAAAAAGUGAACAAAAGGAGCGAGGGGAACUGGAAGUGAAAAUAGCUUUUAUUGUCAGGAGGUGCAAUGAUACUCAGAGCUUAAAUGAUUUAAGUUUCAAAAAAAGAAGCAGUUCGAUCAAAAACUUAGCUUCUAAAGUAGGACACAAAAUACAAAAGUUACCUUCUCGUAGUUUGUCUCUGAGGAAUUUUGAUCCCAGAAAAAAAUUAGAACGGAUAAAAGAAAAACAUUCUCGUAACUCGGAACCAAUUGCAAGUGAUGACUAUGAAGAAUCUACGGAUAGCUUUGAAGAAUUCUCUCAAGUUCCUAUAAAGCGUCAUGGCGCACUUUAUAGUAGUACAUUGUCUUUGCCUCAGUCAGCAAUGAUUACAAGCUGCAUCCAGGAAGCAGAAAGCUUGGAAGAGUUGCCUCAAGACGAUUCUGAAGAAACAAAUGAUACCGCAAAAGUGCCUGACCCCAUAAAAGCAAAUGUCACAAAAGUUCUUGGGAAAAACAUCAGCAAUUUUUCAGUGCCUGAACCAAAACACAUCAAUCAUGGUGAAUGGGCGAACAGGGUUUUGUCUCAUGUUAAAGAAUCUCCAAUUGCAAGAUCUGAAACAAAUUUAAUAGAAGCACUGAAAGCAGAAUCUCCUAUGGCGCCGGUUAGAAGGAGUAAAUUAGAAACAUUAAAACACAAUUUAAGACGACACACCUUGCAAUUAACAGAAACACCAGAUUUAUCAACAUUAACAUUGCAGAAGAAAAAUCGCCCUGAAAGCUUAAACAGCAAUUAUUUCAAAAACAAUAAUGCUCCAGAAGGAAUACCAGCAGAGGUGUUUCAACAAUAUGAAAAAAUGAAUCAGAAGGACUUAGUACUACUGGCCAUCAAGCAGCAAGGUGAUUUAGAAAGACAAAGGGAUAGAAUUUUAGAUUUAGAAAACUACUUGGAUAAUCUUUUAGUUCGUGUAAUGGAAACAACUCCUCGAAUACUGCAAAAACCCUAUGUUACUGCUGCAUGUUACAGAUGAAAAUUUGUACUGUUACAAUAAUGUAGACUUGAGUUAUGGAAAUCGAACAAAAUUAUGGAAUGUAUUUGGAGAUGGAUUAAUAAUUUUCAAAUUCAAGGAUAAGAUUUUUAUGCAAAUUUCACUCUUGUUAUAGUUUUAUUAGGUGUUUCAAGUUGCAUGUGUCAAAAUGUAUUGAUUUUCUAUCAAAGUAAAAAGAGAACAAUGGUGUAUUCGAAAUUUUCGGCAACUUUUCAUGUGCUUUUAUAUAAAAAUAAUACAAUUUUUAAAAAAUGUUACUUUUUAUGGUUGUAAAAUAGAUGAGCUUACGACUAAUGAUUUUCAUGAAGGAUAAUGUAAAAAUCAUCUCAAUUUUGUAUUAAUUAUUCCA
Molecule: messenger RNA, 1834 nt
Organism: Uloborus diversus
Lineage: Eukaryota; Metazoa; Arthropoda; Arachnida; Araneae; Uloboridae
Gene: Rip11
Product: rab11 family-interacting protein 1-like
Exons: 12
Coding region: 130-1467 (445 amino acids)
Biological process (GO): regulated exocytosis
Cellular component (GO): intracellular membrane-bounded organelle
Molecular function (GO): small GTPase binding
Source: RefSeq, a predicted model, not a curated record